This is a messenger RNA of Alexandromys fortis (reed vole), 3968 nucleotides long. It is a transcript of the gene Ccdc141, whose product is annotated as coiled-coil domain containing 141. Lineage: Eukaryota; Metazoa; Chordata; Mammalia; Rodentia; Cricetidae. Gene Ontology annotation, molecular function: protein binding. The transcript has 22 exons. The record is from RefSeq and is a predicted model, not a curated record. Bases 331 to 3831 code for a protein of 1166 amino acids.
GGACAUCAGCUGAUAGGCAGAGAGCUCAAGGCUGUCCCUCAAGUUACAGAUAAUGGCAAAAAUAACAGGCACUUACUGUUACCAUACUAGGGGUGUGGCUGGCUCCUCUCUCUCUCUCUCUCUCUCUCUCUCCCGCCCCUCCCUCUCGAUAAGCUCAAUGGGGCUGUCUAUUUUUAACUUCCUGUUCUUUCCUUUUGGCUGGGCAAUCACUGUGAGCCGAGAGCAUUCCCCGAAUGAGUCCGGUAGCCCUGUGGAUGCCUUCUAACAUGACCCACAGACACGCAUCCCUAUCAACGCUGCCUCAGGUUUAAACCUUCCUUCUAAAGUGCCAUGUCCUGCAAAGAAAGUCCCCAUGCGGGUGUUUCCACCACCACCAUCAGCUCUGUAGCUGUGCAAGCUGGGAACUCCAAAAUCGUGAUAGCCCUUGUCAAGUGUGGUGAAUGGGUACAACUCCAGCUGACUGAGUCUCAGCCCAAUCUUCUAGAAAUAGGGAGCAGUCAAGAUGAAACCAAGAAACUGCUUCGUGACCAUGAGCUCCUCCUGGCCAAGCUUAAGGCCUUGGAAGAUCGUGUAUGGGAACUUUUACAAGAAGCAGACAGGACAGCGGAAGCUAACAAGGCUCAAAGUCAGGUGUAUGAUGCCAUGGCCCAGACUCUGGGUGAAGCGUGGGCAACCCUGGUCUCCAUGCUUGAGAAAAGAAGGGAGCUCCUUGGACUGACUUCGGAGUUUUUUGAAAGUGCUUUGGAGUUUGCUAUAAAAAUAGACCAAACUGAAGCUUUUCUGCAGAAUCCACAUGAGUUUGAGAGCACCGAGGCCUUACAGUCGCUUCUUCAGCUUCAUGACCGCCACGCCAAAGAACUCUUAGAAAAAUCGCUAGUCCUUUUAAACAAAAGUCAGCAACUGACUGACUUCAUAGAAAAAUUCAAGUGUGACGGAUCUGAUGUGAAUGCUGAGCUGGUUCAGGGAGCUCAGAGCAGCUGUUUGAAGAUAGACAGCCUCCUAGAACUUCUACAAGACAGGAGACGGCAGCUGGACAAGUACUUGCAGCAGCAGCGACAGGAACUGGCUCAGGUUCUACAGUUAUGCCUGUGGGACCAACAAGAAAACCAGGUCACUUGCUGGUUCCAGAAAACGAUAAGAGAUCUGCAGGAACAGAGUCUAGGCUCGUCACUUUCUGACAACAAGGAGCUAAUCCGUAAGCACGAAGACCUGGAAGUCAGAGCUAAGGAGUGGAAUUCGACCGUAGAGAAGCUGAAGAGCCAGGCCCUGGAGAUUCUUCUGUCGAAGGACUUCGCAGACAAAGAACACCUCCAGCUCUCUAACCAGAAACUGAAUCGGCUUCAAGAAGAGUUUGGUCGACUUAUGGUGGAUAGAAAGACCUGGUUAACUCUGGCAAAUGACUUUUUCACCAGUGCCAAUAAGGCAUUUGAUGUACUUGGAGAAGUCGAAGCUUACCUUAAGCUCCUUAAAUCAGAGGGUUUAAGCCUGCCUGUCUUGGCAGCGAGGCAUGAGGAAUUACACAGAGAAAUUAAAGACUCCACCGCCGCUGCUCUGCAGAAGGGACGGGCCUUAAUCAGCCAAGCCGACUCCUGCAGCUCUCGGGUGACAGGUAUCCAGGAGAUGAUGGGAUGCAUUCAGAAGCAUGUGGACCGUCUCGGCGAACAGUGUACCGCGCACAAGGAGUAUGCUCUUAAGAAGCAACAAUUAGCAGCGUCCGUGGAAGGCGCCCUAAGGAAGGUGGAGAUGUCAAUUCAGGAAAUCAGGCCAGUUCUUUCUAACGCACUGGUUGUCGGAUCCAGCCCUUCUGAGUCAGAGGAGAUUUUGAAUAAAUAUCUGGAAUUAGAUAUCCAAGCCAAGGAGACAGCACACACAUUAGAAGCAGCUGCGGAAAUCAUGGCAGGGAAAAAUGAACUUGAACUUGACGAAGGGGCACUGCUUUCUUUUAAAGCGAAAUGCCUAGAAGAAGAAUUAAGCACACUUGGUCGAAGCAUCAGCUACAGGUCACGAGUCCUACAAACUUAUGUGGCAUUUCGAAAGUCAUCAGAAGAGGUGGAGGAGCAGCUUCAGAGACUAAAGGCGUUUUAUCUGACCAAAGUCCCUCCGACCGAUGAAGAUGAUGCUGAAGUCAAGUACUGGUCCAGCUCUGCUGAGAGGAGAUGGCAGUUGUUUUUAAAGAAGAGUUUUGUGACCCAGGACUUGGGACUUGAAUUCCUUAACUUAGUAAAUAUGGCAAAAGAGAAUGAGAUAUUCAAUGCUAAAGAUGAAAUGCGUGUCAUGAAGAACACUGUGGAAAAGCAAACAGCCGGGAGGGAGGAGCUCAGCUGUCUUCGAAUGGCGUGGUACCUCAAAGCCAGCGGAGGCAAGCCUGUGGGGCAGCAGUGGGAGACGUUCAAAGAGAAACUGAAAAAGACUACUCACAACGUAAAACUUCUCCACGAAGUUCUUAUGCCCGUCUCUGCCCUUGACCUUGGAGGGAGCCUCCAGACGAUGUCCGAUCUGCGAAGAAGGUGGAACGCCAUGAAGCCCCAGCUUCAGCAACUGUAUGACGAGGUUCAGCAUAUCAUGAAAGAAUGGGAAGUGUUAAGUGGUCAGGGAGCCCCUCUGAAGGAGAAGUCUGACCAACUGAGGGACUUAAUCCACCUCCACGAGAGGCAGAGAGCGCGAAUCCGGGAUUACGAGGAAAUCCUAUACAAGACAAUCCAGUUCCACCAAGUCAAGGAGGAACUGAUGCAUUUCAUCAAAUCAAAGGAACUGGAGCUUCUUGCGCAGCCCACGGAACUGGAAAGUUCUAAGGAGGUCCAGAUGCAACUGGACCGUGCUCAGGAAAGGCAGGCCUAUGUAGAGCAUCUCGGUCGGCUGGCCCUUUCCCUCGGAGUGGACAUCAUUUCAUCCGUUCAACAGCCGAACUGCUCUAAUAUCUCUGCAAAGAACCUGCAGCAACAGCUGGAGGCCCUUGAAUUGGAUAGCAGGGAGUGGAGCGCCAGUGCCAGAGCGUACGAAAGGGUCCUGUCCUGCAGCUUGGAGUUCUGCACCACCCGAGAGGAGAUCAAUGAGCUCAAAGAGUCAUUCAAAGAUAUAAAAAAGAAAUUCAACAAUCUGAAGUUUAGCUACUCCAAAAAAAAUGAAAAAUCUCGAAACCUAAAGACUCUUCAGUAUCAAAUCCAACAAGUUGACAUGUAUGCUGAAAAAAUUCAGGCUUUAAGGAAGAAAAUGGAAAAAGUUAAUAAUAAAACUUCUGACUCAUUCUUAAGUUAUCCAAGUAAUAAAGUUAACAUCCUUUGGGAAGCCAUGGAGGAUUUGCAAAAGCAUGUGGAUGACUUUGAUAAAGUUGUGACCGAUUACAGGGUGAAUUUGGACCUGAAUGAACAUCUCCAGGAAAUACUAGAAGAGUGUAACUUUUGGUAUGAAGACGCAAGCGCCACAGUUGUAAGAGUUGGGAAGUAUUUCAUGGAGUGCCAAACAAAGGAAGCUGUGGAGAUCCUCCACAGGCAGUUCAACAAGUUCAUUGCUCCUUCAGUGCCUCAGCAAGAAGAAAGGAUUCAGGAGGUCAUCGACCUUGCUCAGCGCUUAUAUGGUUUGGAAGAAGGGCAGAAAUAUGCCGAGAAAACUGUCACAAGACAUAAGGAGAUUCUCGAAUCUAUCACUGAAUUAUGUGGGUCUCUCAUGGAGCUUAAAGAAAAACUGGAGCAGGGCGAUGUUCCAAAGCAGCGAGAUGUUCCAAAGAUGAACCCAAAUUUGGAAGUUUUCCACGACAAUGGCAUCGACCUACUAAAGGAGCCCCCGAGGAGUGAGCAGACACUGUUCGAUGAAGAAAGGAAUGAGGUAAGGUAACAGAAGCGUUUGGCUUCAGCCAUGUGUUACUUUUUCUUUGAGAUUUGCUGUUGUUCAUUUAAAAAUGACUCUGCUAUGUCUCACCCAUCAAAUCAAGUUGAAUGUGAGUUUUCUCAUCCCCACCAUGCUAGCUUGGU